AUGAUUCAAUCCUGACCGACUGGUUCAGUUCUUCUGGGUCAUCCACUAAAGUAAACGGUGUGCUAGUCAACCCUCCUGAAAAUGAAAUUCAUCACCCUAAGGACCCUACUUGUCCAAUGGGUCUUGUUUCUCUCUAUGACAAUAAAUUGGACGUUCGGAUCGUCUGGCCCAAUUAGCUACACUGGUUCCCCAAUAUUUCCAAGAUUUACCGAGCAGUUUGACCCUUCGUUGUUAGAAAUGGAGGUUAAUGAAGAAGAACUUCCAUCUGCACGAUUCCGACUUCCAAACCAAAUUAUCCCACAACAUUAUAAACUCCAAAUCCGACCCAUCCUUCAGGGAGACCCGAUGGUUCAAAACUUCACUGCUCCAGGAACUGUACAAAUUACGGUUCAAUGCAGGCAAGCCACAAGAGAGUUGGUUUUGCAUGCUGCCGAACUCGUCAUAAAUAGCUUGUCCAUUCGGGUUUGGCGAACUAGUAGCCCAACAGAGCAACUAAUCAUUACGGAUCAGAUUUCGAAUGCUACGCUUGAAACCUUCACGAUUGUGGUUCAGGACAAUCUUGUUGUCGGAGAGAGAUACGACAUUUAUAUCGAAUACGUAGCCACCGUUGCAAACCCAGAUAUUGAAACGCCCGGGGGUCGAAUGAACGGAGUCUAUUGGAGCUCUUAUCAAACAGAGACUGGUGACAAGAGAUACUUGGCUACUACCCAAUUCAGUAGAACUAGAGCUUUUAGAAAAACGCUUCCCUCAUUUGACGAGCCCAGCCAGAAAGCGACGUUUGAGAUAAUUGUGGGUCGGGAGGACAGCUAUCACUCACUUUCCAACAUGAAUCUACUUCGGUCUGAACCCAUUGCUGAAUUACAAGGAUGGACGUGGGAUUUUUACAACACUACACCAGUUAUGCCACCUACAAUUAUCGCGUUUAUCGUAUCUGAUUUUGAUUUUGAGGAUGCGACCGAAGGUUUGUUCGAAAAACCUGUCAAAAUUUGGGGUCCUCCAGCCGAGAUUCAAGGUAAUGGUGCAGUGUUUGCGGCAAACGCGGCAGCCGAGACCUUAAACUAUUUUCAAGAAUAUUUUGGAAUCCAGUACGAAUUACCAAAAAUUGAUUCCGCGGCGAUUCCCGACUUUGCGGCUGGCGCAAUGGAGAACUGGGGUCUUAAUACAUAUCGCGUAAUGUACCUUAUUUGGAAAGAGGGAAUUAAUACCGUUGCCGAAAAAUUCCGUAUAGCUAACAUCUUAGGUCACGAAUUAGCACAUCAAUAUUGGGGAAAUCUCGUAACACAUGCGUGGUGGAAUGAUUGGUGGUUGACGGAAGGAUUUGCUAGCUAUUUCGAAUACCGGUCGGUGGAUGCUGUGUUUGUAAAUGGGUACGAAGCAAUAGAUCGUCUCGUGACCUCGGACAUCCAACCUGCCAUGGCAUUUGAUUCUGGUCCUGAUUCGGUCCCAAUUCAUGGUGUCAAUUCAACCCAUUUUGUCGAAAAUCCUUCAACAAUUAAUUAUUCAAAAGGUGCUGCGUUAGUGAACUUAAUGAGAAGCUUCAUGACCGAACAAGUUUUCAAAAUGGCUUGCAACUACUAUUUGAGAAAUAGAGCAUAUUUGGCUGUCCAUCAAGAUGCAUUAUUUACCGAUUUUAAUACUUAUUUGGCCACCAACAACUUAUUACCAUCGAACAAUAAAACGAUUAAUGAAAUAAUGGAGACGUGGACCACGCAAACUAGUUUCCCAUUGGUGAAAGUAUCACGAGCUGGACCCAACCACAUUUUCGUUUCGCAGGAACGUUUUGAAAAUGUGGAAGUGAAAGGACAACAACCCCAAACCGGUCUUUGGCACGUACCAAUUUUUUACACCACUGCAGAUAACCCUACUUUUGAUUCGGACAACAAUCUCCCGAAAUUCUGGAUAGACAAAGAAGUCCUUGUUAUGAUGCAUGCCGUUGACACCAGUAAAUGGAUCCUGGUAAAUCCAGGAGGCAAUGGGUAUUACAGAGUAAUUUACGACACCCACUUGGAAACAUUAUUACAAACUGAACUGGACACUACCAUCAUAAAUAUUCCAGUCGGAAGCCGUAGCAUGAUCGUAGACGAUUAUUUUACUGCCGCAUAUCAAGGAUACAUUCCAAUCACAAGAGCAUUGGCCAUGACGUCAUUUCUAUCAAGGGAGACAAAUUUCAAUGUUUGGGUACCAUUCCAGAAACAUUUUCGUCGAGGGUACGAAUUAUUUUCAAAUGAAUCACAAGCAUUCGACACCUUUCAGACUUAUAUUCUACAAACUAUGCAAACCGCAUUGGACAAUGUUGGAUUUACCCAAAUUCCUUCGGAGCUCCCAAUGACAACAAUUUCCAGAGUACAAUUGUUUGAUUGGGCUUGUCCACUGUUCCACAAUGGAUGUGUUGAUGAAGCAAAUAGGCUUCUAAGUCUUUGGCAGUCUAAUCCAACAAAUAAUCCAAUUCCUGUGGACAUUCGGCCAUCAAUUUACUGUGCAGCAACAAAUGACAACGGGAACUGGGAUUUUUUAUGGCAACAGUACAUGAACACCAAUAGGGACCCCUUGAUCCGAAAUUCCCUGGCAUGCACACCACACUUGAAUAAGCUUACUGAAUUGUUGACAAAAGUAAAAACGGAAGACCUUGGGACCGUUGACGUUAUUGGAAUUUUAGUACGUGCCGCAGCCAACCGCAUCAUACAACCGACUCUCUUGGACGAGUUGUUGGUGGAAUUCGAUACUCUGAUCCAACCAGAUAAGUUGGGACCAACAGGAUAUGCUGACGUCUUUGCAGCAAUUUGCACACAUACCUAUAACCUCACCGUACAAGAAAGGAUACAAACCUGGGUAUCGCUACCCCCACAGGGACCUGUAUUGACUCCCGUAAUGGGUAGAGUUGAAACCUCCUUAGCUCUUAUCGACUCAAAUAAGCAGUGGGUCGAUAACUUUGGGUCUCCAAUUUUACAAUGGAUGACGACCCAGAUACCUCCACUUCCAACUCCAGAAACGAAAUAUGCUUUCAAAUUUAUUAAAUCAACAUAAUCAUUGUUCGCUUAUUUUUGUUCUAAAAAAAGUUACGAAAAUCAUAAAUAAUUAAAUAUAUUUGAAUAUAUCAUGAAAA
Molecule: messenger RNA, 3103 nt
Organism: Folsomia candida
Lineage: Eukaryota; Metazoa; Arthropoda; Collembola; Entomobryomorpha; Isotomidae
Product: aminopeptidase N
Exons: 18
Coding region: 82-3024 (980 amino acids)
Biological process (GO): proteolysis; peptide catabolic process
Cellular component (GO): cytoplasm
Molecular function (GO): peptide binding; zinc ion binding; metalloaminopeptidase activity
Source: RefSeq, a predicted model, not a curated record